This is a messenger RNA of Aplysia californica (California sea hare), 640 nucleotides long. RefSeq names its product bcl-2 homologous antagonist/killer. Gene Ontology annotation, biological process: extrinsic apoptotic signaling pathway in absence of ligand; regulation of apoptotic process; intrinsic apoptotic signaling pathway in response to DNA damage. The record is from RefSeq and is a predicted model, not a curated record. Gene Ontology annotation, cellular component: mitochondrial outer membrane. Gene Ontology annotation, molecular function: protein heterodimerization activity; protein homodimerization activity. NCBI's taxonomy places the organism in Eukaryota, Metazoa, Mollusca, Gastropoda, Aplysiida, Aplysiidae.
ACUCUAAACUUCCGGUACAUUGGACAAUUGGACAUUUCCGAAGAAAUUGAGUUUUGGGCUUUGGGUCGGAAAGAGAAACCAAGUCUGCCUGAAUAUUACCGAUCACACCCUUGUGUUCCCUGAUAUUGAGAGCUAAGAUGUGAAUUUGUGAAACCUUCAGUUUGGUGGCUAGGAAAACAUCUUUAAUUGACAUCUUCAUGGCUAACUCUAAUUCGGACCCAGAGUUACAGUCUGGCCUGAACUAUGAUCACUCUGACAAUGGAAACAAUGGGCGAAGCUUGCUCUCACCCAUGGGUCUUGGGGGUCUUGUUCGUGUUCGAUCAGCCCCACACAUGAUGCAACCUGACUCGGAGGAGAAUGUCCAAGCCCAAUCGGAGGCCGUUUUCCUGAACUAUGUGUAUCAGAGCUAUAGAAAUGACAGCGUGAGAACUGAUGUGGACAGCACACCAGCUGCUCCUGAACUCAUCAAUUUUCCUGCUUCUCCAAUCACACCUGCAGCUGAAAUUGGGAGGCAGCUGGCUAGAUUAGGUGAUCAAAUCAAUGAAAGAUAUUCUGAUGUCUUUGACGGAAUGAUUGCUAAUCUCAAUCUAGAUUCAAAUAAUGAAGAUGCCUAUGAGGCAUUUGCCUGUAUUGCUCGAAG